Coregonus clupeaformis (lake whitefish) is the source of this 5100-nucleotide messenger RNA. RefSeq names its product steroid hormone receptor ERR1. Gene Ontology annotation, cellular component: nucleus. Gene Ontology annotation, biological process: regulation of DNA-templated transcription. Gene Ontology annotation, molecular function: zinc ion binding; steroid binding; nuclear steroid receptor activity. The transcript is spliced from 8 exons. The record is from RefSeq and is a predicted model, not a curated record. The coding region runs from base 618 to 1919 and encodes 433 amino acids. Lineage: Eukaryota; Metazoa; Chordata; Actinopteri; Salmoniformes; Salmonidae.
CACAGCAGACGCAAAUGGAGAGAGGGAGGAGAAUGGAUAAGGGAUAUACUUAACUAGAACCUCAAUUGUAGCAGCGAGGAUAAUAUAGAACACACAGUAGGCUACAGUAACAUCAAUAUGCUGGACUAGGCUAGAUAAGAGAAGAAUAGCCUAUGGAUUAAAUAGCCUACCAAAUUGGGUUGACCAAUUGUAUCACCAGCAAUCAGUCUUUCGACGCUGUGUCCAUACAUUGUUUUUAUUUUCAAGCAAUAAUUUUGGAAACAUUUUGCGCUACGACGACUCGUCGCAUCUCAGAUGCUGCUAUUUAAAUAUAGGCCAACGUAAAUGUUAUAGGAAUUUUUGGGCGUCACGAUCUGCAUCCACUCUUGUGACAAUGUCUUAACCGUGGCUAAACCGGUCGACAUACAUCAUUGUAGCGGUGUUAUCUGUGGCUUCCGUAGCUACGGUACUGCCUGGUUUGAGAACUCUUUCCAGCGAUGUUCUCACAAAUACAAGUUUCCUAAUAAUUGGACUGUUCUACCCAGACUAUAGCCACAAUUCUAAACCAAUAGAAAGUGAUUGGGGUUACCAGCAGAAGAGACCAAUAAGGCUUUCCUGCAGCACAGCACACAGUGAUCAUGUCUUCCAGGGAGCGUCGGUCAGACCUGUACAUCAAGGCAGAGCCCAGCAGUCCAGAGGGAGGUGGUGGAGGCCGGGCCAGCCCAGGGGGAGCCUCCUCGGACUCCUCCCAGAGUGGUGGAGGUGGAAAUAGAGGAGACGGGGUUGGGCGCUACUCACCCCCUCUGUACACCCCAGCCCUGCGCUGCCACUUCAAGGAGGAGGGUGGUGAUGGGGCGGAGGAGGGAUCCACAGGUAGCGGAGGAGGGCGGUGCAAGUAUGCCCUGAGCACACUACCCAAGAGACUGUGUUUAGUGUGUGGAGACGUAGCGUCUGGCUAUCACUACGGUGUAGCCUCAUGUGAAGCCUGCAAGGCCUUCUUCAAAAGAACCAUCCAGGGUAACAUUGAAUAUAGCUGUCCGGCGUCAAACGAAUGUGAGAUUACCAAGAGGCGCAGAAAGGCUUGCCAGGCGUGCCGCUUCACCAAGUGCCUCAAAGUGGGCAUGCUGAAAGAGGGAGUCCGUCUGGACCGGGUCAGAGGAGGGAGGCAGAAGUAUAAAAGGCGUCCAGAGGUGGAGAGUGCGACCUAUCAGAGUGCCCCUUUACCGCUUAGGAAGGAAGGGGAGAAAGGCUCCUCCAACAUCAUUGUGUCCCACCUCCUGGUGGCAGAGCCAGAGAAACUGUUUGCCAUGCCUGACCCCCUGCAGCCUGAUACGGCUCAGCGCACACUCACCACCCUCUGUGACCUCGCCGACCGCGAACUGGUCGUCAUCAUCGGCUGGGCCAAACACAUCCCCGGCUUCCUGUCGCUGUCCCUGGCAGACCAGAUGUCGGUGCUGCAGUCGGUGUGGUUGGAGGUGCUGGUGCUGGGUGUGGCCUUCCGCUCCCUGGGCUGUGAGGAUGAGGUAGUGUUCGCUGAGGACUUUGUCCUUGACGAGGAGAUGUCCCGCGUGGCUGGACUGACAGAGCUCAACGCAGCCAUCAGCCAGCUGGCCCGACGCUUCCGCUCCUUGCAGCUCGACCGGGAGGAGUUUGUCAUGCUCAAAGCCAUCGCACUCACCAACUCAGACUCUGUGUAUAUAGAGGACAUGGAGGCGGUGCAGAAGCUGAGGGACCUCCUCCACCAGACCCUGUUGGAGAUGGAGUGCCAGCGACGCCCCGAGGACCCCCAGCGGGCGGGGCGCCUCCUCCUCACCCUCCCCCUCCUCCGCCAGACGGCUGGUCGCGCCCUCACCACCUUCUAUAGCAUCAAGACCCGAGGCGGCGUGCCCAUGCACAAACUCUUCCUAGAGAUGCUGGAAGCCAUGAUGGACUCGCCCUAGAGAGAAGGGAGGAUGAGGAGAAGCCAAGGAGAGAGGAUGCAAGGGCACGAUGAGAGACAGGGAAUCUGCAAAGAGUGAAUGGCUGGCUGGUGUGAAUGGAGAGGUUUCUAUUAGAUUUUGAUAAGGAUGAAUGUGGAGAUUAUUACAGGAUUUUAAAAAAUCAUAGCCUCUUCAGAGAUUCAAAAGUGUGUUUUAAAAACAGAGAAAACCCAUAUACAUUUAGUAGAUGCCCUCUGUGGAGGUUGAUGGUGGAAUAUAACUCCUUAAUACAUGACUGCCAAACUUAGUUGAAAGACUCCAAGACUCGGUCAGUUCAAAUAUGGGAAUAAACUCAAUAAAAGACAUCUAAUCAAUCUGAAUGCCAGAAUCAUAUUAGAUGCCCACUAUCCCUAAUCUUCAGAUGAUAAACUACUGAAGGACUGCAGUGAGAUUUCUAAGACCAGACUGUAACCUUGUGGCUUAAACUUUAUUGCGAACAAUGCAAUAUAUCCCUCCACAAAAGCCAUAUGAAAAUACCAGACAAAGAAAUAGCCAUUGACAAAGACUGCAGUAUAGGGUCAGACCGACAUGCACCCAUAAGAGUAGUUGUAGGUUUGUCUACAUACACAGACACAGUCUUACAACGCAUUCAUAUGAAUUACUUGCAAUAUGUUUUAAAGCAAUACAAUACUUUACAUACAAUUAAUUAAUUGCAAGACAAAUAAUAGUUGUGACUCGUAUGGCAAUGACUGGCUAUAGGUAUAGGCCUGGGUGGUCAGGUUGGUGUGGAAAAACAGCUUUAUAAAAGGCUGUGCAAUUUAUUAUUAGUCCAAGAAAAGGGAAUAUUAUGAUUGUAAACAAAAUGUUGACGUGUCUCUGUACUUGGAAGUUGCUCGAUUUUUAUUUAUACUGUAAGUAGACUCAAUAGGUACACAAAAAACUGAAUUCUGCUCAAUUAGUUGUGUGAGUGUGUGCGAGACAGAAGGGAAGUAUUUCCUGCAGUGUUGGCACCGCACUGAAGCAAUGAAGGUGCAGCAAAAUCGGGGGGGGAAAGCGACAGUUCUACUUUUUUGGAUAAUUGAUUCUCUAGAUCUCUUCGCUAGUCCUCUCCAACCCCUAUGAUUCAGAUGGAAUGUGCUGCUUAAAACGGUUAAUUUGAUUAACUGAAUAUGCCAUUAUAUAUAUUAGUGAUCAAAUCGACUUGGGACUAAAAUGUGAAAUGUAAACUGUUAUAUUUUACAUGUUGUGCCAGCGGAACAGUUUGCUGCUGCUCUUGUAGCCGCUGAAAGACUGAAGAAAGGACCUCUGUUGUUUUGACCUGGGGGUCCUCAUACGGUGUACAAUCUUUGAACUGCAAGCAUAUUGGUGCCCAAAUGGGGCAUUGAGCAACAUGAAAUGCAACACAUUCAGCCUCAUAUGGGAAGCUACAGCCCAGUCUGACAGAGACCAUCCUUUUAAUCAUUUUCAUACCCACUGAGCACACACUGGUUGAAUCAAUGUUGUUUCCACGUCAUUUCAAUGAAACUACAUUGAACCAACGUGGAAUAGACGUUGAAUUGACGUCUGUGCCCAGUGGGUAGUUUCCAUUUGUUGUUUACUUAUUUCUCUGUUUUAUGGGCUUGAUUGGUGAUAUACAUUUGUCUAAUGAUAUAUGCAAUCAUGUCAAAUUCAGAGAGCCCUUACAGUGUCUGGAAAUUACUUUUUUUUGCUAACAAAUGGCAAAAUGUAAAGGGUCAGGUCAGUUUGUCAUUUGGCCACUUGCUGAUGAAGAAAUUAACACUAAAACAGUCAGGGCAGCAAAAUGCUCAUUCAGUCUACAUGUUGGGUGCUGUAUUACUAGAAAUAACUGAAAAACUUUAUGCUUGUGUGUUUUCACUGUUAAAGAAAACUUUAGAACAUGCCAAUGAGAGCUGAAGCCUGUAAAUGUGGGAGAUGUUCCCUGACAUGAAUGAUGGAAUAGAUUAGACUCAUUGCCAUUGUUAAUUGAAAUUAAUGCUUGAGUAUCUGGAUUUUCCACAUUACUUUUUUCUUUCUUGGAUUUUAAGGCUAUCUUGAGUUUAGAUCGUUACACUUGGCCUCAGGUUUGGUACUGAAAUAAAGCAAUCCAUUGAGAAUGUUGUAAUCAUGUUUUUCAAAUGGAUUGUAGUAUGGAUUUUUUUCUUCUGAUAAUGAAGAAAACUGUGUUAUAUAGGAAUUGUUACACCAUUAAUGAAUUAACACACUCUCCUCUAGGACCCCUCCUGUCAGAGAUGUUGCAGUCUGUAAACUCUCCCAAACAAAUGUUCUAGUUUAUAUAAUGUACCCAUUCAGUUCUGUUCUUCACGGCUGUGGAUGUUUGCGUUUGAUUUGUGACUAUUAUUUUAAUUCAGUGAUUUUUUUUAAAUUGAACAGUAGCACUAGGUGACAAUUGGUUCAACUCUGUCCUAUAUCUUGCAGUCUGAUUUGUGCUUUGUUCUAUCAUUAUUUUUUUAUUUUGUUUCUCAAAGACGACUUGGAAUUUUUGAAAAUGUGUACACAAACAUGGAUGCCUGGGUCCAGUUUAAGAAAGUUGUAAUAAAAAAAAAAGAUGUUUGUGUCAAUAACUAAUAUAAUAAUACAAAGGUAGUGUUUUCAUAAUGAUAGGCAUUAUAUAAUGCCACUUUGUCGGUCAUAUAUAGGUACGGUUCGCGGUGGGGGGGCAUUUAGAGUAUCACCAUUUAGAGGAUAUAAAAUCAUUGGUAGUUGUUAGUGUGUUUGUACAUUUGAUGUAAAAUGAGCAAUACAAGAAAUUACCAAAACUCUGUUUCACAUUUCCUUGUAUAGUCACAAUGUAAAUUAAACAGUAAUAAUAAUGACAAUUAAUAGUAGUAUUAAAGCUUAUAACAUGGAAAAGUUCAAAUCAAUAUUUGUAUUUUAAAAAAAUACUGUAUUUAAAAGAUUAAAUUAUAUUUUUUACUCAAUUUGCUGAUGUUUGUUGAUACUCGUUUUAUUUUUCGUGUGGGUUUAAGUCUAAUGGCUGUGAAUGUCUGUGUGUGUGUGUGUGUGUGUACUGUUUUUCAGUAAGCUACAAUGGUUAUAUUGAUGUGACUGUCUAAACAAAAUGUUCAUAAUUAAAUCACUGUGAAGAAAAUACAAAUUCUGCACUGCAGUAAACAAGGGGUAGAUUAAAAUAUUGUAGGUGCUUUGUGUUUUGUAAUAAAUUAACACACACCAUCACAUAUCA